Photinus pyralis (common eastern firefly) is the source of this 872-nucleotide messenger RNA. RefSeq lists its product as uncharacterized. The transcript is spliced from 2 exons. Gene Ontology annotation, molecular function: odorant binding. Bases 290 to 739 code for a protein of 149 amino acids. The record is from RefSeq and is a predicted model, not a curated record. Lineage: Eukaryota; Metazoa; Arthropoda; Insecta; Coleoptera; Lampyridae.
CCCAAGAGUCCCAGAACAAAGACCUACAGCUCAAGUUGCUAAGAAUAGAAUAAUAAUGUUUUUUAUCAGGAAUAAACGCAUCUUCAAAUAUGAAUAGCAAUUGGCAGUCUGCCAUCUCUGAAUAUGCAACUGUAGUUUCUGUGGUUUCUAACAUCAAAUCGUUUAGAUUAGUGUCUGUCUGUUAAUUUCUCCGAUUAAUUUCAUCUCUGUGUAAGGUUAUCCAUUUGAACUGUUGUGUGAUUUGGGUUGAAACCAACAGUAAUCGUUUGUCAAAACGUGAUCCACAAUCAUGGCCCAACUUCUAAUGUUCUUGUGCUUUCUCUGCGCAUUUUCACAGGUGCUGCCAAUUGAUAUUGAUGAAACCCACUACACGAUCGAGGAUUAUAUUUGUUUCAACCGAACCGGAAUUGAUAAGUCGUACAUGGACAGUCACGUUACUGCAGACUUCGUACUAACCACGGGAGAUGAGAAACUAAACAAGUUCAUGGCGUGUUGGGUUGUAGAAAUGAAGCUCGUCGAUGACGAAUUGCAAUUUUCUCACUCGGCGUGGGAAAAAUACGCCACCCAUAACCUGUUUAAGUUCAUCGGUAAAUCAGACUAUCCCAAUAAGGAGGAGUUGGCAAAAAAAUUCGUUAACGAUUGCAAAACCAUCGAAUCCGGAAGUGAUCUUGGGAACAGUGCAAUAUUGAUGCUUAAUUGUAUGCUGGUGCCAUUCUUGGAGCUGAUGCGAACGGGAUAAAGCUUUCGACGAAGUUGUGUGUGUCAAAUUUACUACAGCAGGUGUGACAUAGUUACAUUGUGCUAUUUAUUAUUAAUCAAUCUUUAUUAACGCCAAUUGGCCAACAUUUUUUACCAUAAAUAAACGAUAAAAA